Molecule: messenger RNA, 2346 nt
Organism: Drosophila serrata
Lineage: Eukaryota; Metazoa; Arthropoda; Insecta; Diptera; Drosophilidae
Source: RefSeq, a predicted model, not a curated record
AUGUCCAUGACGCCAGCCCCAAGACAACGACAAGGUACAGGACAAGGACAAGGAGCCAGGGGCACCAGACGUGAAACGCGAUCCAGGCAGGAUUUAGGAUCAACCAGUGGCGGGCGGCAGAUAAUGGGCCUGAUCCUGGGGUGCACAAUUAUGUCUCUCGUGGUAGUCAAGGUCGCCUCCGCAGCCACUCUAUAUCAGCAGCCACAUUUACUCCAGCAGCAGCAGCAGACGCAGUCCGUCAACGACAUUGAGUCCUCCGCAGAGGAGAAUCAAGCCACCAAGGAGUCGGAGCAGUGGAAUCAGUCGGAGAGCGACAGUGAUAUCGAGAAGAUGAGGGCCAAGUUGCAGCAGCUGCAGCAUGAACAGCAGCAGCUGUAUCUCCGCCAGCAGCAGCAACAGUUGCAGCUGCAUCUCCAGCAGAUGCAGGCGGCGCAGGGAGCUGGAGCAAUAGGCGGGGGAGGAGGAGGAGCUGCAGCAGCUGGAGCCGGAGCUGGAGCUGGUGGCGAAACCGCCUACUUAUUGGAGCGUGCCGACAACCAGCUCGCACCCAUCUACGGGACAUGGCGCACGAAAGCGCGACGGCAGCCACACGCAACCGCGUCACACGAACUGGACGACGCCCAUGUGUACGAGCGUCUGCCGAGGCGUUCGGCAACCAUGACGCCUCUGAAGGGGCUGCUGCGUGACCAGAUGCCCCGCCCGCCGCGUCUCUCCACCCAGGAGAUGUCCCAGCUGUCCUUGGGAUCACCCUCACCGCCGCCCACAACAGCGCUGCUGAGGAGGCAAUAUUCGGAGACGCCGGGCACCAGGGCUCUGAGAGGUCAGGCUCAGGCUCAAGCACAGACACAGAACACACAAGAGGAGUUCAAGCCAAAGCCCUUUCACUUUCCCUACGAUGGCCCACUGCCCGAGCAGUUCACCAAGGGCGAGGCAGUGCGUCCCGAGCUGAAUAACAUCCAGGACAUUCUGCAACACUUGCACAUAGGAGGAGGUCUAGGACCGAGCAAGCUCCCGCCGAUGGUGAUGAUGCCCACGGGCCUUCACAUCGCCGGCACCUUCAAGAACCUCAAGUCGAGCGGCAUCGGGAACUUCUUCCGAGGCAAGCGGCACAAGAAACAGAUGCAGUUCACCAUUCCAAUGGGUCACAUGCCUCUGAUGCCAAUGGCCAUGCCCAUGCCCAUGUCCAUGCAGUGGUAUGCUCCCCCGAGUCAUCAGCGAGUGGCCAUCGAACAGUUGUAUCCGUACAAGCCCCGGUCGCCACAGGAUGUCAAUCUGCUGGCCAUGCAGCCGGUGGUCGGAAAUGGAAAGCCCCUCUCCAAGAACAAGAAAAAGAAGCAGCAACAACAGCUGCAGCAGCAGUUGCUCGAACAUGGUAGCCAGCAGCACUUCGUGGCCGAUCCUUUCCUGCAGCACUUCGCCCUGAAUGCCACCCGGCAGCCGCAGCACAAGCGAGUUCCCUUUAAGGUCAAUCUGGACAUAUACCCGGUGUUACCGCCUUCGCGUCCCUCCUCGGUGUUAAGGCAUCCCUUCCAGCAGGAUUAUGCUCUGCCAUCGGCAGCUGCCUUGACAGGAACCACGGCGGCAGCUUUCCAGAUGGGUCACGGUCAGCAUCCUGGCCUGUACCAGCAGACAUCCUUUAAGUUCCCCACGCAGCAGUCUGCUCCAGUGGUAUUUCCCGACCAGGCCACCAGAUUCAGCCAGCAGCAAGCCUUGUACCAGCACAAGUUUCCGCCGCCUCCGCCUCCGGAAGAUGCCAUCUACGGACAGGGUCAGGGACAGGGUCACGGUCCAGUAGAGAGCCAAACGAAUCCCAUUAUGCUGCACUUGAAUGUGUUUCCCAAGCAGAAGCCCACGGCCACGAUUCGUGCCUCUACGAAUCCCUUCUACAACCACAAUAUGCAAAGGAACACCGUCAAUUCGAAUGAGCUGCCGCCUCCCAAUCCGCCGAGUCCCAUUGAACCACGACAGGCAGUUGGUGGCAACGUCAGUCACUCUCAGCAGCCGCAGCAACAGCCACAGUCACAUCAACCAUCUGUGAACCAAACCCAGCAGCAGAACCAGCUUCCAGUGACCACAAAUCGGCCCAACUCCAUUUCCCGUAGCGACCACGUGCCGCUCAUUGACUUUGAGCAUCCCAUUGUGGCGGCCGAGUUACCGGAUAGAGCUUCCCUCACAGGAUACCGGCAGGAUCAUCAUCAACGCUACCGGAAGACGCCCGUGGAUGAGCACUUUCGCUAUGGGAAAAGCGCCAAUAUCGAGCAGCUGGCGGCUGAGGCCCAAACCGCCUCGCUUUUCCGCUUUCCCGUCGAGGAUUUGAUACAGUUCCAGGUGGACGAUGCUCUCUAA